This is a messenger RNA of Phalaenopsis equestris, 1811 nucleotides long. Its product is annotated as protein ILITYHIA-like. Gene Ontology annotation, molecular function: protein kinase regulator activity. Gene Ontology annotation, cellular component: cytosol. NCBI's taxonomy places the organism in Eukaryota, Viridiplantae, Streptophyta, Magnoliopsida, Asparagales, Orchidaceae. The record is from RefSeq and is a predicted model, not a curated record. The transcript has 13 exons. Gene Ontology annotation, biological process: regulation of translation; cellular response to amino acid starvation. The coding region runs from base 6 to 1811 and encodes 601 amino acids.
ACGAGAUGUACAUGGAGGAGCUAAAUGAUUCAAGAAUCUCCACAAGGGAUAGUUCUGCUCUUAUAAGAAUUUUGCUUGAAUUUUCAAUCGGUAACUCAUCAUUUUUUGAGAAAUACAAGCCAAAUUUUCUCGAGCUAUAUGUCAAAGCAGUUUUGAAUGCGAAAGAAAGGCCAUCUCGACUGCUUGCUGAAUCUUUUCAACCUCUUUUCAUGCAUAUAGAACACGAAGAUUUUCAAAUCCUCGUGGUUCCGUCAUCAAUCAAGAUGUUGAAACGAAAUCCAGAGAUUGUUAUGGAAUCAAUUGCAGAUCUUUUACGUCAUGUCAAUUUGGAUAUGAGUAAGUACGUGAUUGAAUUCCUCUCAGUAAUCCUUCCACAAGUUAGACAUGCUGAUGAUGAAAGGAGGACGAAAGCUUUGUCUAUUAUAGCUUCUUUGAGUCAAAGUUCCAGCGAUCCAGAUGUCCUACUCUCCAUGUUCAAUGCUGUUAAAGCUAUCAUUGAAGGUUCUGAGGGAAAACUAGCCCUGCCUUAUCAGAGAAUUGGAAUGAUAAAUGCUUUGGCAGAAAUGUCAAGGGCUCCUAGUGGGAAAGCACUCAAUAAGCUUGCUCCUAUGGUCUCAACCUUUCUUUUGUCCUGCUACAAGGGGGAUGGGAGUGAUGAGGUGAAGCUUGCAAUCUUAUCCUCCUUGGGUUCGUGGGCUUCUAGAUCCGCUGAAACUGUUCAGCCAAAUGUAAUAUCUUUUUUGAGUUCCGGCAUAAAGGAGAAAGAAAUUCUGAGGAAGGGGCAUCUUAAAUGUUUGCGAAUUAUCUGCAAGAAUUCUGACUCAUUAACAAAGGCUGUUCCAUUAUUGGACUUGCUUGUUCAGAUUGUUAAGCUUGGCUUCACAAAAGCAUCUCAGAGAUUGGAUGGAAUUUAUGCACUUUUUUCUGUUGCAAAAAUUGUUUCUAUAGAUACCAAAGGAGAGGAGAUUGUGCUCAAGGAGAAGCUUUGGCAUUUACUCGCGCAAAAUGAAUCGGCAUUAAUAUCAUUUUCACUGGUUCCGAAACUCUCUGAUGAAGAUUGUGUUACAUGUAUUGAUGUUCUUGAAGUGUUGCUUGUGGAACAUCAGUAUAGAUCCUUGGAGUUUUUAUCUGUCAAAUCAUUGUUUCAGCUCCUGCUUUAUUUUAUUUGCCAUCCAAGCUGGGAUGUCCGCAAAGUAGCUUAUGAUGCUACAAGAAAGAUUAUUUCCUCAUCCAUGAAAUUAGCGGAGGAGCUAUUACUUCAGUUUAGAAAUUGGUUUCCAGUAAUUAGUGAUAGAAUAUCAGUAAGUGAUACAGAAAGUCGACUUGAUUCACAUAUAACAAUUGCUCCCUCUGCUGAGGAGUUGGUGAAGUGCUUGCUACUGAUUGUGCCAGCAGCGAUGGCGAGUUCUUCAACAUAUUCUGUGCUUUUUUUUUGUGCACAUCAUCCUUCAUUAGCUGGGAUUUCUAUAAGUGGUGCAGUUUGGAAGCGGCUCCAAAGAAAUCUCCGAAGGCACAAUUCUGAUAUUAUUGAAAUCAUGACUGCAAAUGUGGGCUUAAUAUGCAAGGAUUUAUUGGGAUCCAAGGGAUUAAUGAGUUCUAAUUCCCUUGAGCAAAGUGCAGCCUUACAGUCACUGUCAACACUGAUGAGGAUAACACCCAACGAGACAUUUUCAGAGUUUUCAAAGCAUUUUGAUAUGCUUCUGGACAGUGGAGUUAAUGACACUUUAUCAGAAAAUGAUAUAAAGGUGAUAAAGCUUUUCAAUCUUUCCACAAAACUAAUCGUCAAUAACGUAAACCUUGUUUUUGAUUAA